AUGGGUAAUUGCACUAAAAUGUGCUAUGUUAAUGAAGAAGUGCAAUAGAUAAAUCGUAAUGAAGAUUUCUUAAUUGAUACUGGACUAAAAAAUGAUGAUAUCUAAUAGCAUUCAACUUAAGCAAAACAAUAAGAAAAUAAAGAAGACUAGUAUUCUCAAUACUCAAAUAGAAGUGUUCUUCCUCAUAUAAUCAUGAGUUCUGAUGAAAUAAUUGUUGAAUAAACUAAAGAAUCUACUAUUCCAGUUAAACUAGCAAGAAUAUUAAUGGAAGGUGGUUCCUACUAUGAAGGAGAAUGGAUGCAAGGAAAAAGAUGGGGCUAAGGUGAACAAAAAUGGCCUGAUGGGUAAAUACUUAUUUUAUUUGAGUGUUUAGUUCAAUUUAUUAAGGAGGAUGGAAGAACAAUUAAGCCAAUGGGUAUGGAAUUUUGACUCACCCUGAUGGAGAUGUAUACAAAGGUGAGUGGUUGAAUGAUUAAGCAAAUGGAAAGGGAAUUUAUAUAAAUUACAAUAAAGCACAGUAUGAUGGUGAUUGGAUUGCAGAUAAGCAACACGGUUUUGGGAUUGAGAAAUGGCCAGAUGGAUCAGUGUUUGAAGGUAUUUAUUAUUAAUAUUGAAAUUAGGUUAAUAUAAGGAUGGUAAAAAGGAGGGAUUUGGUAAACUCAUUUAUCCUGAUGGGUCAAGAUAUGAAGGCAAUUUUUGGAAGAAUAAUUUACACGGCAUAGGCAAAUAUUUUUGGCCUGAUGGAAGGACCUAUGAAGGAGAUUGGGUUGGCAAUUAAAUGGAAGGAAGUGGUACAAUGACAUGGGUUGACGGUAUAAAACUAUAUUAGUUAGGUAAAUAGUAUAGUGGAGAGUAUAAGGAGGGAUAGAAACAUGGUUUAGGAACUUUUAUUUGGGAAGAUGGUCACAAAUAUAUAGGAGAGUGGGAUAUGGGCAAAUAAAAUGGAAUUGGAGAGUAUUUUUUUAUAAAUGGUACUUCACAUAAAGGAGUUUGGUAGGAUGGGAAGCGAAUCAAGUGGGAUUGA
This is a messenger RNA of Paramecium octaurelia, 1024 nucleotides long. The record is from the annotation of a GenBank genome assembly. NCBI's taxonomy places the organism in Eukaryota, Ciliophora, Oligohymenophorea, Peniculida, Parameciidae.